Molecule: messenger RNA, 5178 nt
Organism: Pocillopora meandrina
Lineage: Eukaryota; Metazoa; Cnidaria; Anthozoa; Scleractinia; Pocilloporidae
Source: the annotation of a GenBank genome assembly
AUGGUCAAUAACAUCAUGGAGCGGCGUCCUGAUAGCUUUUGGUCAUGCCUGGUUUGUGCGGCAUCCGUAUUAUCUAUUCUGAUCGCAACUGGCGGUCCAUACGCCUUUGGAUUGCUUCUUCCUCCUUUAAUGGAUGAAUUCAACGCAAACAGACAAGAAACAGGUAAGUGAGACUUAGUUUUACCGGAUGUUGAUACAUAUCUACAACCACAGACGCGUUUAAGUCUGAGGGAGAUUGAGUUCAUAAGGAUAUGUUCGUAUUGGAAUCUUCUUAAUUAUUGAUCAUAACGUAAGAAAAACUUUAAGGUAAAUAACUAAAGUGGGGUUUCGAAUUUUAUUAUCAUUGAAAUUUUGUUUUCCUUGUCGACCUUUAGGAUAUAUAUUUGCAAAUUUGCAAAUUGUCGGAUGUGAAUGGCAGAAAGUUUGUUGCCGGUCUCUUCUCCUUGUUCCCAGCUGCGACUCUCAAGUGCUUGUUACAUUUACUACAGGGUAUCCUGUAGUUCUGGGUAUCACGACUCGGGGUGGGAGUAAUUUUUCGUACAAAAUGACUUUUUUCUUCCAUUACGAGGAGAUUUCGAAUUUCAGCGACUACGUAAUAUCAGUUUUUCAGCUACCUUACAAUAAUACUUCUAAGACACACAACUUUUUUAAGUUUGCAAAGCAUGUUUCAAUUCGACGCUACUCAAGUCAUCCUCAGUUGAAGAUAAUCGUGUCACAAUUUGAAUAUGUUCUCGAAUUGCACUAUACUUGUAUGAAUUCGUGAACUAUGUGAAUAAAAUAUAUGUUAACGGCAUCACAGGAAGGCAACAGAAGGAUUUUGAGGUAAUCAAGAAAAAAGAGCUUGAAACAUGCAAAGCUUUGUCCGACACAAGGUGCUAAAUUGUUUCGCGUAGAAGAUUCCAUGCCACAGCAGGGUGUACGUGAGAACCUUUUAUCGGACAAGGUUUCACACGUCCACAAGCACUAGCAAUCCAAUUCAGUCCUCUAAACCUUAACAUUUAACAUUUUAACAGUUAACAUUUAACUUAUGUUUUUUUUUAUUGGUAUAUAUUGUAUUGGCUUUUUCUGGGUUACUUCAAAAAACCAAUAUUGCCUUUCUAAGCUUCUGCUAUAUUUUUUUCAAAUAUUUCACGUAAUCUAACGUCGUAAUUAAAAAACGUUUUGUUCAGUUAAAUUCAAAUUGUAACACGCGAGCAACUGCAUCUGAAGAUGAGAUGAGUAAAGUCGAAACAUGAGUAGCAAACUUAAAACUAUUUUUUUAUGGGACUAAAUAUAUAUAACUAUCUGCUCAACAUUGACUAUCUCGCAAGGUUUGGAUGUAUUUAGGAGUAAACUACAUUGUAGUAAAAGUCAUCUGCCUGUUUCAAGAGGUUUGAAGUUUUUUCGAAAAUUGUUAUUUAUACAAUUAUGGUAUCAUUUUUCGAAUUCAGGUCAACAAAAAAAGUUUUGUUAAAAUUCGAAGUCACCUUGGCUUAAAUCAUUCAACAUUUUCCAUCGCCUUAUCAUAUUGCGAAACCACAAAAAAAAUGAUAAUAAAUAAACAAGCUGAGUCACGUACAGACUAAAAUUGAUAUUACUUCGUUCGAUAUCAGUUUCAUUUACCCUAUCCCUACCCCACUCUGCAGCCCGCGUCCCUGUAUAAUUUCAAAAUGUUUUCUACUUUUUUUCCUAGCAUGGGUUGGAUCCUUAAACACGGCAUGUGGCUACAUUCUUAACCCAUUCAGCGUCCAUGUUACAAACCGUUUCGGCUUCCGGGCCACCGCCAUUCUGGGAUCUGUGGCGAGCUUAAUAGGCAUAGGCCUGGCUUCAUUUUCUGCUCAGCUAUGGAUGAUGUACCCGACUUAUGGCUUCCUGACGGGGUUUGGAAGCACAACGAUCUAUAGUACAUCGAUGCUGGUCGUUUUAAAGUAUUUUGUGAAAUGGCGUUCUGUGGCGGUCGGACUCGUCGCAUCGGCAACAUCGGUUUCUGCGUUUGCCAUGACACAAUUUGUUCAAGCACUACUAAGUGCCUUUGGCUGGCGAUGGGCCAUGCGAGGAAUAGCGGGUCUGUUUUUGAUGUGUGGUUUGUGUUCAGCUUUAUAUCUACCGGUCAACAAAGCGAAGGAAAGUGAUGAACAAACUCUGGAUAGAAUUGGAACAGACAAGAAGAAGGAUAAUGAACCACAUGUACUGAAGAACCACAGAUUUUUAGUAUUUUGCUCUGCAAAUACAAUUGUUAUGUUUGGAUACCUCAUUCCAGUUAUGCACAUCGUAAGUUGUCUUUUCCCAUUGCCACUUCGUAAUUUUCUUCCUUGAACAUAAAUCAUCUUCUUCUCCUCUUUCUGAGGAUAAGUCUUUUGGGGGUCAUUUGGGGUGCGAAUGUUCACGGCUUUUAAACUCUGGAAUGGAUUAUCGCUGUAAGCUAUGAAAAUCUGGAAUUUGUUCUUAUAUCAAGGGUUAUCGUUGUGAGCGACAAAAGUCUGUGAAUGACCGCUGUACGUAUGUGGGGCUCAACGGGGUGAUGCCUUCUUUUGGUCAUUUUACGGCUAACACUUUUUUCUGUUGUCAACAAAUCUUUUUUCAACUGUUAACUUUUUUUACGACUAACGGUUAAAACUUGUCAAUUUUUACGGCUAACGGCAAAAGUUUUAAGCCGUUUUACGUUUAAUGGUUAACACCAUUGAGACCCUCCUGUCGUGUGAAGUGUUACCAUAUGGUAAAUGUUCGCCAAAAAAGAAAGGCGAAGACAGGAAUCAAGUGGCUAUGACGCGACAUUUGAAAUAAUCUCAGUGUCGUGAUGGUCAUACUCAAUAAUAAGUAGAAGUGUAGCUAAAAUUAUUUGGUGUUUGCCUUGGAUUUUCAAACAGUGGUUUUUAGCGUUUCACGUUGGAUUCUAGGAUUAAACCGUUUUCCACGCUCUCAAUUCAGUCAGACUAACAAACUUUCUCGCUGAAUUUUAAGAGCCGGAAGUCUUGGCGAUGUAACGGAUUCUGCUUAUUAGGUCAAGUCUAAAAAUUACCGUUACGUCACGCUUGAUUUGCAAGAUUUCCUUUAAAUGAUCGUGUAUCGUUAGAGUGGUCCAGAGAGGAAAAGCGAGAAUGGCGACCUGUCAAAUAGUGAAGAGCAUUGUCAGUAAGAACUUCCAACCAGUUCUUUUAAGUGGAGUAAAUGACUUAAUAUAACUCAACCUUUGAAUUAAUAAUUAAUUAUAAUUAAUUAUAUCAAUUAAUAUUUGCAGAUUAAACAUUGUAAGCAAGAACUCCAGAUUCCUGAACAUAAAUCCUUCAUACUCUUCACUUACCUCGCUGGAGCGUCUGUUAUCAGCCGCCUCGCGUUCUGCACAUUGGGAGACUUUCAAUGCGUCAGCCGUUUCUUUCUUUAUCAAGUGUCCGUGGUCAUAUAUGGGAUAUGUGUGUUAUUAUUACCAUUUGUAAAAACGUUUAACUCUUUGGUGAUAAUAUUUGUUGUUUUUGGACUUAUGGACGGCGGUGCAGUGGGUCAGUUUUCCCUUCUUGUAAUAGGCUGUGUCGGUCAAAGAAAAGUGAAUCAAGGCUGGGGUUACGCCAUGUUUAGUGUAGGUUUUGGAGUCGGCACUGGACCUCCACUCGCAGGUAAAAAUAAUUUUACAAUAAGUCCAAACGUAAGUGAUCAUGUGAUACUAUAUAGGUCGUUGCAUGUACCAUUAUGGGCUAAAUUGUAUAAUUGGGAGCUGGAAGAUUUCUCGAAGGUUAUCAUGGUUAUGCAAAUCCCAGACUCAGUGAAAGAUUUGUUUGCAUUUGGGGCCGGUAAAAAUUUUUAUCACCUUUUUUUCUGGGGGGGCGCGGGCGCGGAGCGGGAAGCAGGCAUAUAUUUUAUUGAAACAAUGAAACUUAUUAAUUAUAUUGGUACCUCAGGAUACAUUGAUUAACAUUUGUGCAUAGCGACUCGCUAAACUUCCUUCAACUUGAAGGAAAGCGCAACAUUUAAUUUGGUAACUAAAACUGAAAGGCCACUAAGAAGCCCGAAAGGAACUGGAACGGGUGAAGAUGAAGAGGAAUUAAACAAAUUCAUUCUUUCUCAACCAAACAGGUCAAAACAGAAAACCAAUGGCGACUUGAUCACUCGUGUUUUCCCGCGCUUUUUUACCCGCGCUUCAGGCAGUUUGCUUGUUUUUACUUCGGGUUCUCAUUGGCUCAGGGAGAUAUUUGCCCUGCUAUGAUUAGCUUUUGUGUUUGCUUUGGUUUUGGUUUUAUGACACUCAGUGUCACUAACAUGACGAUGUGAUCUCACUUACUUAACUUGCUUUGAUGCAGAAUCCUUACUUUGCUAUUUACGUCAUUUUUGAAACAGGUUUUAUGGCGGACGAGAGUGGUUCCUACGCGGUAGCCUUUUAUUUAUCAGGAGUAGUGCUUAUAGCCGGAGCUGCUAUCACACUACUGAUGAAGUUUGUAAAGCAACCAGACGUAACCGAAGGCCCUGAAGAAGUCAAAGCCCAAGAAAUGGGAAUUCUGAUUGUAGAGAAAGUCACCGUUCUUUAAUUGAGUUCGGAGAGUAGAAAAUUUCCAGGUCAAUUUACGCGGAUUGCCCCCUCCUCAAAAUGGUCAACUCAAGUCUGAGUUUGAUUUUGUCAAAAAUAUAAUUUAGAUGGAUCCUUGAAUACGGCUUGUGGCUACAUUCGCAACCCACUUACUAUGGGAAAAAUUUAAAGUGUUUGAAAAGCUGCCUCAGAAAGCGUGGUUCGUUUGAAGCUCUCUCAAUAUUGACAGUUCUUAAAUCUAAGAAGGAUAGGUAGAUCCAAUGUGUUUAAAAAUUUGACAAGAAUGCACAACUCUAGUGCGUUUUAUUCAAUAAAGAGUUUGACUUGUUUUCGAGGCCCCAUGAAGGAAGUAGUAACUGAGCCGUACAAUUUUUAAGCUUUGAAAAAUCAUUAAUUAGUUUCGCACGGUCCACUGACGAUUUUAUCAAGAGAGCUCCACCAUACUAAUUUAAAAUUUUGUAAAACAUUGAAGCGUUUAUUUCCACUUACUCACAACUCAGGCGUAUCGGAGGACAUCUUAGCUAGAAAUUAAAAUUGUUAUAAUCUUAAUGCAAGAAAAUUGAACUUUAGAGGCGAGUUUUUACGAUGGUUGCAUUUCUGAGAUAAGCGUGAGAUUUGACUUCCUAUAUUAUAAUCCGUUUAAUUUAAAAAUAUAGUCUAUUCUUUGGCUGAUUGUAGAAGAG